Molecule: messenger RNA, 8244 nt
Organism: Toxoplasma gondii ME49
Lineage: Eukaryota; Apicomplexa; Conoidasida; Eucoccidiorida; Sarcocystidae
Exons: 18
Coding region: 874-7701 (2275 amino acids)
Biological process (GO): mitotic chromosome condensation
Cellular component (GO): condensin complex; condensed chromosome
Source: RefSeq, a predicted model, not a curated record
GAGACGAGCCAACUCGAAAAGAGGAGCCUCAAGGCAAAAAACAAAGAGAUGUCUGCCUUUGUGUAGUAGCGGAGCUGUUCUUCUCGCUGAAGCGCCGAGAAAGCCACCCGAUCCGUCGAUUCGCGCGGCCAGGAGAACGCGCGAGCGUCGGAGAGACAGCGGGUGUUGUGGAGGGUACCAGCAGUUUAGCAGAAGCGAGGGCGUAAGAAAGAGUGAGAAAGAACAUGGAAAAGCGUCCUCCCUGGAAAGAGACAAGAGUCUUGUGAGAGAGGAAUGUCAGGAGAGGGAGAUGCAAAGAGAAGGACGAAGCGCGUCCUCGAUUCCUUUCUGUUUCCUCAGACCCGGGACCGGCGCACUGAAGAAGACGCAGCAACCGGAGGUCAGAGAGACGGCGACUGAGAAUUUCGUGGAAACCUCGCAGAUAUGGAGAUACGAGAUGAAAAGAGAGAACUCAGAGUGUCUCGAGACUCCCUGCGCUGACCACCGUCUCUUUGAAGGUUGAGGAAUUACCAUAGACUCGAAAAACUCCCGCUCGACGCCAGGGGGGUCAGGCUGUCUUCUCACUCUCGCGACUUUUAUUUUGUGCGUGUGUGUGUCUCCCUCUCGGUUUUUAUCGGCUCUCUUCUCGCGUAGCUCUUUCUCGCUCGCAAAACUUUCUUCUCUAUCUCCAGGGUAUCAUCGUGGCACCCCUUUGGUCUUUUGCUCCCUUCUCCGUAACCACCGAUCUUCGCUCUUUCCUCCGUCGUCUCUCUCUUCACUGCCUUUCCUCUCUUUUCACUGCCUUUCCUCUCUUUUCACUGCCUCGCCUUCGUCUUCUCCACUUUUCCUUUGCCGCGUCUUUCUUUUGAGUCCCUUUUUGUUUCUUCCGUCGCGAUGGCUGUGCGCCGAAGGCCUUCGUCGGCGAGGAAGAGCGACUCGUCUCGGAACCGAGAGGACCGUUUCGAGCGGGAAGAGUCUCCAGAGUCCCCCGCCAGUCCUCGUCGUUCCGCGUCCGGGCGCUCCUCGUCCACUGCGAAGGAGAGAGGGCAGCCGAGCUCACGGCGCGAAACGAAAGCGGAAGAAAAAGCGGCGAAGACAACUGAGAAAGAAGGACGCGCCGCCCGCGCCUCACCGCGCCUCCCGAGCGCGCGGUCGGCUUCUCGACGCGGUGUACAUACAGUCGACGGCGGCCGGCGUCAGUCCUCGCGGGGCUCCGUCUCCGGGGACUCGCCGAAGUCGCGGAGACGGCCGCUGCAGUCGUCUUCCGACGAGAACUACGAGGACAGCGCGGAGUCCGAAAAAGAGGAAGAGAAUUCGGAAGACGAGACGGGAGAGACGAAGCGAGGCCGAGCGAAAAAGAAGGCAACAAGUGAGGAGUCUCGCUCUCGCCGUCGCAUCCAGGCCGUCUCCACUGGUGAAAACGAAUCUUCGCUCCUUCCUCCCUCCAGAGACCGAUUUCCUCCUCCCUAUCCACCUCUCUCCUUAGCCUCGUGCGACGACGAGGAGAAACACAAGCCUUCUUUCCUUUCUUCUUCCUCUUCUUCAGGGCGCGGCGCGAGUCGGACGAAGGGAAGAUCUGAAGACAAGCGAACGGUGCAGGCGCCUGUGUCUAGGACCUCGCGUUCGCCUGCGGCUUCGAGGAAGUCGAAAGAGAGCGUCUGUGGCUCGGCUACGAAUGCUGCGAAGAGCGCCUCUCGACAAGUGACCAGCGCAGCGUCUUCGUCGUUUUCAGAGGCUCCGUCGUCUCGCGUCUCCUCCGCUCUGCCCAUGUUGCCCUCCUCGUCCUCUUCCUCCCUGGCGUCGUUCGCGCCCCCGCAACGCCAAGAUUGCCUCCUGCCCUCCUGGGUAAGACAUUUCCUCACCGUCUACUCGCGCUUUGCCUCCCGCGAGCUUUCUCUCUCUGCUGCGCUCGCGAGCGUCCGAGGAGUUCUCCGCGAAGCGGCUGACGUCGCUCUCGCCCGCGAAUCUGGCGAAGAGACAGAACGCAACAGUGAGAAAGAAAACGGAGAAAACAGAAGCGCCGAAAGCGGAGGCCGCGGAGGAGAGAACGGAGAGAGAAAGGGGGGAAAGGGGAAGGGAGGAGAAGGGAUCGAGACACUCGAGAGGGAAGGGAGUUUGUGGCGAGAGGAAAUGGGAGUGACAGCCGAGAGACUUCUCGAGGUCGUUUUCCGACAGUCUGUGCAUCUCUGUCUCACGCUGCCGAAAUUGCCCGAGCGAGAGGGCGGCAGACUCUGCGCCUUCUUCUACCGGACUCUCGCAAAGCUCGACGAACUCAUCGCCGAAUCGAGGAAAAACAGGUCCACGCGCGGAAGCGAGACGUCGCGAAACAUGGCACCCAAGAGAAACGAGACCCGAGAGGAAAACGCAACAGAAGAAGCAGAAGAAGCAGAUGGUCUGCGUGGACAAGGAAGGACUGGAGAAACAGGCUUGGAGGACGCUGACAUGAGCGAAGAGAGGACAGCCGGCGAGGACGUCGAGAAGAAAGCACGAGAUGCCGACAACGGAUUGCUGAGAUAUAGAUAUGUCGAGGCUCUAUGGUGCCGCCUUCUGCCGCAGCUGCUCUGUCGCUCGCGGGCGGCGCGCGUCGGCGUCUGCUGCUUUCUUCUUCAACUUGUCGGCUGGGGCUGCGGCAUGGGCAUCGAAGUCGCCGAAAGCAUUCAGCAGACACAUCGCGAAAUUCUUCUGCAACUGCUCGGAAAAAGCAAAGAAGCCGCUGUCCGACGCAUGGCCCUUCUUCUCCUUGAACACUUUCAAACGCCUUCUCCGGCCUGUAUGGUGUGGCGCGCGUUCAUGGGCCAUUUGACUGACGAGGCUCCUGCGGUUCGCCGCGCUGCUGUUUGCCGCAUUCUUCUUCUUCCUCUUCCCUCCCGCUCUUCACCUGAAUCGACGCAUGCACCCGAGACUCUCGAGUUCGCAGCCGCCGUCUCUCAGCUCCUCACUCGCCGCGCUUCGGAUGCUUCGGCAGACGUCCGAGCGGCCGUCUAUCGCAGACUCGCUCACAACGACGCGUCGUUGUCCGUGGAACAGAAGAGUUCUCUCAUUCUGAUCGGUCUGAAUGACAAGGCGAAGGGCGUCCGGGAGGCCUGCAGCCGCAUGCUCCGGCGCUGGGUGCAGGGACGUCAGUCUGCGUCGGCGGAACCAGUCGACCGGGCGGGAGAGGCGAGUGACUGCGCGGCUUCUCCGGAAGAGCAGGGAGGCGGAGGAGGACCGGCGCAGGUCUCCGCGGACCAAGAGCUUGGACAGGCGACCAGUCGAGGAGACGGCGGCUUCCAGCCUGCCGGCGAGGGAGGCGAUUUGCAGGCUGUGCAUGCGUGGGCGGGGAGAACGAAGCGCGAGGAAGACGCGCGCGAGGCGAACUUGGAAGGACGCGGCACAGACGAAGAAAGCGAAGCGGCGGCCUUCACAGCCUUCUGCGACUCUCCGCUGCAUCGCCUCGUCGACGAACUCAUGAAAAACAUGCCUUUCAACGAAGCUGCGAUCGAGGUUCUUGUCAAAGACGUCUUCCUUCGGUCGCCUCAAGAUGCCCGCCUCGACCUUCUGCGAAAAAUUCAGAAAAAGGGGAAAAACCUAUCCAAACUCACUGCUGCCGGACUGCUCAUCCUCAGACUGUACAUGCAGACUCUCGCUUCCCCAGAAGACAGAGCGAACUUGGAUGUUCCGGACCUUCACCAGCUCCUCCUGCAGCUGCUUGCUGCAUGCAAACACCGCGAAGAAGAACAGAAGAAAGAAGCAAUCGCGCAGGCGAAAAGUCUGGACUGUACAGACACUGCAGCCUCUACGCAGAUCGAGGCGCUGCUGCAAGGCACCGAGGAGAACCUGCUGACUCUCAACGUCUGUCUGCGUCAGCUGCUGCUCCUUGCAUGUUUCGUGGACAUCGCCGAGCAACAACAGGCGCGGCUUCUCGACGAAGCAUGCGAAAAAAUCCUCCUGAAGGUUCCCCUGAUCGACUGCGCGCGCCUCCUAACCUCCAAUAUCGACCCUCUGGAGACGCGAGUCACGCCACUCUCUCCGGCCUUCGGCGGAGAUUCUGGAUCUAUGCAAGCUUCGGCGUUUCUGACGCCGUCCAUUGGACAUGCUCUCUGGCCCGGCUACUGGGUGCGCUGCUCGGCGCUGGGCGCCUGCGUUCAGCUGCUGCGGCGCCUGCAGCGCGUCCUGCUCGCCGGCGGGGGAGCGGAGGCGAGUCUUCUGGAGGUGGAGGCCUCCGCCGGAGACGUGGACGGGAGGGAAGCUCACGGGAGAAACCAACUGGUUCGCAUGCAGCAGUACGAAAACGCCUUCUCGGAGAGAAUCUGCACCCUCAUCGCCGAGAUUCGAGAACCUCUCGAUGUGUCUUGCGAGGACGCGAGCGUGGUGACAACCGUCUGGCAAGAUACGGAAGAAGUCGAUCCGCUGAGUGUACCCGUACGGGCCUACGCGAUGCUUCCUCUGCAGCAGCAGCACUCUGCUCUGCUCGACGAAUUGGCGGGGCUCCAGCAGAAGUCCCGAGGCCUCUUCGAAGUCGCAGGUUCCUUCCGAGAUUCUUCAGGCCGAAACAGCGCGGCCAGAGGACCGGGUGGAAAGAAGACGAGAGACGGCGAGGAAGGCGGCGAGCAGAUGGCGCAGGCCGUUCAGCAACAAAUCACUCGGACGCAGAAACAGUUCCAGAGGACUGCUGAACUCGCCCUGGUGCUCAACAACGAACUGCAUGCACGUUGGUUUCGUGUGUCUUGCAUUCUGGACGCGUUCUUCGCUCGCUCGUCAAGCAACGGGAGCGUCGACCCUGCGCUCUCGGACAUCCCGUCGUCGAUUCUUCUGCCUGCCCUCGAGUUCUAUUGCAAUGAGGCCGACGCCUUCGCCUUCUGCGUCUCCUCCUGCUGCUGCAAGGCAUGCUGCGCAGCCUCUGCCGCGCCUGCCUCUCUCAGCGGAGACACGCAGUCCGGAGAAGCAGACCGUAGACGCCCAGCCGGAGACGAGGAGAAUCCUGAAGAAAAGAGCAUGCAGUGCUGGCGAGACAGAGACCAAAGACUGCAGGAAGUCGCGCUCGGAAUCCGCAGCAGGGCGCCGCUCCACAGCGACCUCUGCGAAGUGCUGGUGACCAAGUCUCUCGGGUGCUUCUGCUUGCUGAGCACAAGACAGCAAGAAGUAGCGAAGCAGCUGAAGGCCUAUCACGUAUCGCUGUUGGCCUCGCUCGGCGAACUCCAGUCGACUUCGCUGUAUCUCCAGCAGAGGCUAAGUCACCAGCAAACGCUUGUGGUGGCUGCGCGCGAGGCAGACGAGUGCAUGGCAAGGCGCGAGCGUCGUUUCUUGCUGCUGCUGCGAGAGGACGAGGAGGCGCAGCGAGGAGAGGACGCAGCGCGAGAGAGGCAAGCGGUGAAGCCGGCGAAGCAACGGGGGAAGAGCCGCGAAGAGCGCGAGCGGGAACUGGCAGACGCCCGGCAGGCGGUCGACGAGGCGAGCCGGACAAGCGAGCAAGUGGCUGACGAGUGUCGGAAAGUCGCCGCGCAAAUUCAAGAGGCUGAGAGCGCCUUCACCUCUCACAUGUUGCGCUGCGAGCUGUACGUCUGCUUCCUGGGAGACCUGCUUCUCUCGCACCCAGUUCUGCUUCAGAGCGAGGCGAGCAAGCAGGCUGUCCUUCUGCCUGCUGCGGAGGAGACCAGCGCGACUUGUUCACUCCUGGAUCUCCUGUGGCACAUCGCGACGGGUGAGGAGGCGUCGACGAAGCAGCUGCAGAGCAUGGCGCUCGCGGUCUUGCUGAAACUCCUCGUUCUUCCCCUGGCGGAGGACAGCGAGGAGAGGGAGCAGGCCGCAGGCAGCCCGAAGCCGGAGGAAACGAAGGAACCUCGACAGGGAACAGAUGCGACGCUGACGCAGCUCCAGCGCGUCGUCGCCGACCGACUGCGCGUCCUCUUGGAGGUGGUGUAUCUACAGCCGACGCUGGAGAGUGGCUCCCGAGAAGUGAUGAAUUACGUGCAUUCGGCGUCGGUCUGGGGGUACUCCGCGGACACUAAGUUCCUCUGCUUUACGAUUCUCCAGUGUUUCGCCUCGCCGUUGCUUCCCCCGGGCGCUGCUCGCACUGCCUUCGGAGCCUUUUUCGGCGCGUGCCGCCACCUCGCGACUCACGGCCUUCGGGGGGUUCUGUCUCUCCACUUCACACUCCACCAAGAGAACGAGAAACGCGACAAGUCUCUCUCUUCUUCUUCUUCCUCUUCUUCAUCGUCUCCAUUCGCUGCGUUGGCUGUUGCUGACGACGAAGCGUUGGAAGCAUUUGUCGAGGACCAGGUGAAGAGCUGCGCGGCUGUCGGGUGGCCGGAGACUCACGCCUUGCCGCCGCUGCUGAAGAUGACGAGAGACUUGAAGAAACUGCUUCUCUUUGCGUUUCGCGGCGUUCGCAGCAUGUGUGUGGCUUUCGCUCUCGCCAGCUUGUCGCGGGCAGAGAAGGCGCGCAGAGCCGGGGGCGAGAAGAAAGCAGCCGCCGAGCUGCGUCUCGAGGGCAACGAAAACGCGUUUGCGAACGCGAAGGCGCCGGAGGGGUCCCGAGGCGACGAACGCGACGAAGGAAGUCCUUCAGAAGAGAAGGAAACGAGAGGCGAGAGAGAAGAGAGAGAAGAGAAGAACGCAGCGAAGGAGUACGUGACGAGAUACCUGGAACUCUUAAUUGUUUUCCUCCUCGUCGCGGACGAGUACGUUCGUCCUCUUCUUCUUCUUCAGUCGAACUUGAGAUUCUUCGACCUUGUCGCCUUGGCUGUUUCUGGAUGGGUUGUCGGCUCCGAGACAGCAGAACGUCCCCAGGGAGACAGACAGCCGGAAGAGAAGGAAAAAGGAGAAAAGAACGCCCUCCGAUCUCUCGUCGACAUCCACGUCGCCUGCGACGCCCAAGGGUGCCUCACGCUACUCCUCGUCGUCCACCAUUUGCUGCGCGCCCUCGUUGAGACUGUCCGGGCAUCGGCCCCGGUGUGUGGCCAGCCGAGCGCGGUGGCUGCCCGUCGAUUGGCUGUGAAGGUGCUUUCUGAGGCACUGAAGAAGUUGAAGUCGACUUUGGUUUCUGUCGUGUCUCGGCAUGGAGACGGCGAACUCUCUGCGUUUCUCAGAGACCCUCAGGAGGAAGAAUACCCCGACGCAGAAGCGCAGAAAGACGCAAGAGACAUCCAGAAAACUGUCGACUACCUUCUCCAGAGGAAGAGCUGCGCUGAGCUUGCGCAGCGAAUGAGGGAGAGUCACCGCUACACCGUGCAGGAGCAAAUCGCGGCGGAGAAUGCGGUGUUCGCCUCGCCGUUUCUGACCUUCCCGUUCGCGUCCGUGGACGCCCAGCAGACGGCGCUGAACUUCCAGGAGGCGUUGCAGCAGCGACAGGACCGGGUGGAAGAGCGCGCGAGGCGGCUGGCGGAAGGAGACGCAUGCGAGAGCUCUGAAGAAGACAUCGACUGCCCUCCACUGCGAAGAAGGACGGCGCCUCGCAAGUGCAAGCAAGAGCCUCUGAGGUCGCAAGGCUCCAUGCGUCCUGGAGAACGGAUGCACGAGGACAGCGAGUUUGAGUCUUGCGAGUCGAGUGAGGAAGAAGGCGACGAGGACCACGAGGCCAGCAAUUCGGACGACGACGCCGGAAGGGGGCAAACGGCCUCCAGAGUCCGCUCCAAAGAUCUCGCAAAGUCGCAAGCCGAAGGCGAAGAACAGCGACUUGUUGCUCGGCCCGUGAAGCCGGAGAGGCUACCUGGAAGUUUGCCUGGAGCGUCUCGCGCGAGAUGAGCAGAUGGCGAACGCUUUCGCGGUGCCCUCUAAGACAAUCGCCAGAUGUCUUGUCGAGGAAAAACGCAAAGGUCGAAGAGAUUCAAACGACAGAAAGAAGACGCGACGCCAUGACAAGACGAACACCCUUUAGAGGAAACGGAACCGAGUCGAACAUCGAGAAAAAAACAAGAGCGGCGUCUGCGGUGCUCGGCUCACAGCAACCGCGGAGACGCUCCUAAAGAGAUUUCUUGUCGCUGGGCAUGCCGACAUCCCUGCUCUGCAUUUGAUGAGCAUGUGCUUGCUGUCUGCAUUCCAAUGCACAAAGAGUUGUUGAGGUGGAUGGCCCGCCCAAAGGCAGCUGCAUGCGUUCUCUUCGGCAGCGCGUGCAUGCAGACGUACACAUGAGUUUGUGUGUUUUGUAUUUUUAAAAUGCAUGUGUGUGUCUUUGCUCACGAUUCUCAGGAAAAACAUGUUUUCGACCGUCAAAACCUUCCUGUGCUUGUACAAAAGGGAAUCGAUCUCAUCUCUCGUGUGUCAAAAGACAUUUCACGUACACCCGUG